Schizosaccharomyces octosporus yFS286 is the source of this 711-nucleotide messenger RNA. RefSeq names its product F-box protein. Lineage: Eukaryota; Fungi; Ascomycota; Schizosaccharomycetes; Schizosaccharomycetales; Schizosaccharomycetaceae. The record is from RefSeq and is a predicted model, not a curated record. The transcript has a single exon. The coding region runs from base 1 to 711 and encodes 236 amino acids.
AUGGUCCAAUCUAUCAUAGAUACUCCUUGCUGCUCAGCACUUAAUUUUAACUCCAAACCCGCCAUGGGACAACCAUUGCUUCCUAUAGAGAUUGUUAACUCGGUGAUGCAAUAUAUGCCUGCUCACGAUGUCAUCCAAUCCUGCUUUGCUAGUUACCCAUUGACUUUAGUCGCAAAGAAAAUCCUUCGAGCUCGUCUAUCCUUUUUAGAUCAAUACGCUCUCCGAGUAGUUGCAAAAAACGUCUCUUCCGGCCAAAUUGUUUGUAAUCUCUCUGCUCAUCGUACUAAUUACGCUUCUCAAUACGAUGGAUAUUCUAUGUUUCAAUUGGAUAAGACUUCUCCUUCAAGCGUCUUCCAAGUGACUUUUGAAGAAGAGGCAGAUUUGAUCCAAUUCGAGCGAUACCCGGGAGAAUCGCUUCCUCCUUUCCUAAACGUCCGCGUCGCCGUUGAUCUUUCUCGCGCUUCCAUCAAUGAUUCCCGUGCUGAUUUGUUUUCCUGCUUUCAAAAGCCCAUCCGCAUUCGUCGGUCUUGGCUAGAUUCUCUCAAGGCUGGUCAGCCGAAUACAUUAUGGUUGGAUCAAAACACUCAGCACGUUAUUGGUUUAGUCAUUUCUCGUAUGGACGAUGUUCCAGGAAAAUACGAUGUUUCUAUCUCAUCGGUUAUCAUAAAAACCGAAUACUUGUUAUCAUCUUUGGAGCAACGACUUCAUUGA